AGAAUUUUUAAUCAUUUUAAGGGAAUAAAGCACGUUACAGUCCUGCUAAAGCGGAAUGGCUGUGAAUGUAUGCGUUUAUAUUUAAGAGCACUUUUCCUUUGUUUUAAAGCCUUUAACUGAGCUUUAAAGUAGUCUGCCGGUCCCUCGGUGCUGACGGCUGUCGCAAAGCGGUUCCUGGAGCAGCAGCAGUUAGAGGGAAGGUGAAGAAGCACGUUGAGUGAAAUGUGUGCUGUGUUACGGGCAGAAUGCAAACACAGAAAGACUAACUUAAAUAUGUGUCUGCGAGAUGAGGAAUGAAGCCAAGUAGGGUCGAGCAGGACUAAUCGGUAAGAUAAGCUGGUUGAAGGGCGGUAGCAGAGACGAUGUUAGCAGUUUGCAGUCAUAACUUGCUAAGUUGUGCGAGAGGGCACGUAGCUCGGCUUAGUGUCUCUAAUGUUGUGACCAGCAGGCACCAGCAUGGCUGGGAGUGGGCACGAACAGUUGGAGUUUGGAGUCACAAAUUGCGUCCUAGAACGGAGACAAGGUCUCUUCAGAGACCAAAAACCAAGUUUUGCUCUGCUGGACCUCGGCCCAUGUGCGUGCACCUCACUUCAGCACUUCGUGUACACGAGCAGGCCAGUUUGUGUCGAGCUGUGCAGCUCGGUUCAGAAUGUAUGAAAAUGGCUGUGAGAACAAAUCACUCUGUAAAGCUUCGGAACUGGACCUUCAACGCGCAGCUGUACACCUUGACUCGGGUUUUAAGUGACAGGGUCGAUACAGGAGCUCUCUCGGGAUCUAAAGGAUAUUGUACUACACCUGGAAACCAAGUCCAGAAACCUCCUGAACAGGAAACAAGGGAAAAAGAAGCCACCCAACGUGCCUCAUCUUUUACUCCGUCAAACGAGGGCAAGUUUAAAGAGCUGUAUGAGAAUCCAUGGACAAUCCCCAACUUCCUCUGCAUGGCUAGAAUUGUGCUGUCUCCUGUCCUGGGUUACUUGAUUAUGGAACAGUACUUCCAUAUAUCUCUUGGACUGUUUGUUUUGGCAGGAGCUACUGACUUACUAGAUGGAUACAUCGCUCGAAACUGGCCAAACCAGAAGUCGGCUUUGGGCAGUGCUCUGGAUCCACUGGCCGAUAAGAUUCUUAUUAGUGUGCUGUACAUCAGUCUGACAUGUGCACAGCUCAUCCCAGUUCCUCUCACGGCACUGGUGAUAUCCAGGGAUAUAGCUCUGAUUGCUGCAGUGUUCUAUGUCCGCUACAAGACUGUUCCUCCCCCAGUAACUCUAAGCAAGUUUUUCAACCCGUGCUACACCACAGCGCAGCUUAAACCAACUCUUAUUAGCAAGGUCAACACUGCUAUCCAGUUGUUAUUGGUAGCUGCAUCACUUGCAUCCCCAAUAUUUCACUACACUGACAGUGUUCUGCUGCAGUCACUGUGGUAUGUCACUGCACUGACAACUGCAGCAUCUGGUUACAGCUACUAUCAUUAUGGUAGGAAAACUGUUGAAGUACUGAACAACACAAAAUAGUUUUGUCAUCAGUGUAACCAGAUGGCUGGAAAUCAUUUGACGAAGCAGUCUGUACAUACUGGAGAUCCUAUUUUCUUUGUAAAUGAAAUAUUUUAGUGUACAGCAACUGAAUCAAACUAUUUUGAUACCACCGUGCACAGCAACUGUCUAAUAGAAACAGCCAGUACAUGGCCUGUGUGGAAUGUUUUUUUUUAAAAUGUCUUUCAAUCACCACCACAAUUUUUUUGAUUAAAACUGAAUUUGAAUCAACCUCA
Pygocentrus nattereri (red-bellied piranha) is the source of this 1762-nucleotide messenger RNA. It is a transcript of the gene crls1, whose product is annotated as cardiolipin synthase 1. NCBI's taxonomy places the organism in Eukaryota, Metazoa, Chordata, Actinopteri, Characiformes, Serrasalmidae. Gene Ontology annotation, molecular function: cardiolipin synthase activity. Gene Ontology annotation, cellular component: mitochondrion; membrane. Gene Ontology annotation, biological process: cardiolipin biosynthetic process. Bases 363 to 1508 code for a protein of 381 amino acids. The transcript has 7 exons. The record is from RefSeq and is a predicted model, not a curated record.